Molecule: messenger RNA, 3851 nt
Organism: Pogona vitticeps (central bearded dragon)
Lineage: Eukaryota; Metazoa; Chordata; Lepidosauria; Squamata; Agamidae
Source: RefSeq, a predicted model, not a curated record
CGCGCAUCUGCCAAUAAGCGCGCUGCCUCGCAGUCGCCUCGCCUCGCGCUUUGGGCUGCUGCUCCGUCCAAGAUGACCAGCGGGCAGGUGGAAAGCAGUGAAUCCGACCUUUCAGCUUUGGAAGAUAAAGAUACUUUCAUCUCUAAAAGGAAUGGAGAUGCUGCACAAGAAAAUGUUUUGGGAAACGACAGUUCUGAAAGUGACUCUGAAAGCAGCUCUGAAAGCAACUCUGUAGAUACAGAUGAAGCAGAUCCAGAUGAAUCAGAUGAGGAGUCAGAAAAGAAAAAAUUGAAGUUGGUUCGUAUUGAACCAGAAGUUAAAGUUCAGCAACCUUGUGAACACUGCAAGAUCCAACAGGGAACACAGGAACGAGUAACCCCCAGAACACUUUCCAGAGGACAACUUUGGUUGAAGCUGGAUGCUGAAGGAAUAUAUGAGUGUACCAUUACAGGGCUAAUCUUUGAAGUAACCACAUCUGCUGUCAUUGAAUAUUCUCUUUUGUCCUGGACCAAGUAUGCUGCAUAUAUUAAAGACCCUUGGAUUAUUGUGGGUCCUAUAUUUGAUGUUAAAUGUACACCACCAUCUGUUCUUACUUCCAUUCAGUUUCCACACACCCUCUGCCUUAAUGAUCAUUCAUCUGGUAUGACCUUCAAUGUAUUUCAUUUCAAAAAUAAUAGUCCAGAAUUUGAACGUUCUGUUGAUCACUCAUCCACGCAUAUCAAAUGGAAUGUGAGCUCAUUGUCUCCUGUUGGACCAGUAAUAGAGAAGUAUGAUCCAGUGUAUUACCACGGGGUUGUUAUCUUAUACAAAGUUGUCAGUGACCUCCCUUCGUUGGAGUUCCGUGUGUAUAUAGCUAGUAACAACAGCUCAGAUAUAAAGGAUGUGUCAAAAUCUGUAAGAAAUUCUCUUAAUAAAUUCAUUAAAAUUGAGAAACCUCCUUGCCAUAGAUUACUUCAAGGUGGAAAGAGAUACAGAUUAAUUAGUGACCCAGAAGCUGACAUAACUCCUGAGGAAAUUCAGUUUGGUGACCAUUCCACCCUAGCUGUGAAACCCUUUUUUGAGGUACGUUUGGAACAGCCAAUGGAACUUACCUUAACGUUGAUGGACUUGGAGUCUAAUGAAACUGUGUGGAAAGCAAAGCUAAGAGAAAGCGACUGGACCAUACCUGUCCAAAAUGACAAUAAACCAAGAAGAAUAACUAACAGCACAAGACGACGAAAAUCUAGCACAAGUCUUUCAGGAGAUGAAAUUUGCAAUAAACGGCUAAAAAGCCAUGAUACUUCAGAUGGGAUUAAAACAAAAUCGGUGUUAACAGAUCAGCAGCUGAUGAUUCUUGCAAAGAAGAUGGGCAAAGACUGGAAAGUAAUCGGCAUUCAGUGUCUCAGGUUGUCUGUUGAAGACAUUGAGCAGAUUGCAGCAAAGGAAGAAGAUGUUAAUAUGUAUAAAUGCAUGAUGUUGCGGAAAUGGAGGGAUUCUGAACAGAAUAAUGGAACCGCCAAAAGUUUAUAUGAGUGUCUAAAAUAUGACGCAUCUCAUGAAGUGCUAGAAAUUCUUAGAGGUUUUUUAGAGCAGACAUGAGCUCUUGGAGAAAAUGCUUUUCAGAUAAAGGAAUACAUCAGGAGUGCAAAUUUUUCAAAUGACUGAAAGGUGAUUUUGUUGUAAACAUCAAACAGAUAGAAACUGAAGAGUUUCUGCAAAGAGAAAACGAUCGACUGCUUGCAGAACACUCAGGGCAAAAUAUACUUUGGGGAAGAACGGAAGCAAAUGGAGCUGUGGAUGCCUGUAGAUGCUUUUAGCCACUUGCUGCUUUUUUUCCCAAUGACGUCUUGCCAUGCUGUCCUGAUGGAACUUCAGCUUUGAUAAAACUUUCAACUUCACGUAGAGAGCCUAUGCUUUUCCAAUAUGUUCUCAGGACUUUUUACAUUACAUUAUUUUAUGUUAGUUUGGAUGAGCUGAGCUUUUAGUUUUUCCAGUGAAUACACACAAUAGUAACUGUAAAUCAAACACAACUGUGAAUGCAUUUUUCUGCUUUCCAUGUAUGUAGAUUAGAGAUGGGCAUGGACCUUGGUUUGGAGGUUCAUGUCCGUUUGUAUGUAUGGCAACACAGGUGCUGUGUGUUCCCUCCCCCUUCCUCCCAGGCUGGAUCCCCACUCACCAGCCGGCGCAUGCUCCUCUCCUCCUCCUCUUUAGCUGUUCCACCAGUCUCUGGCAGGAUCACAGGCUUGCCUGUUUUGCAACUUGGCUGAUCACCCACUCCAAAUUUUUUAAAAAAUGAACCAUGAACUGGUGGCACACUAAUCGCACCCCACCUGCCUCCACCCCCUUCCCACUGCCCUGUCACCUCCCUACCUGUUCCUGCCACCUCUUGCUCCUCCUCCACCACCACAAAUGGGCGAUCUAGUGCCGCAUGGUGCUGAUCCAUCACUGUAUGGUGCUGGGUUGCCUAUUUGCAGACAAAAACUACCAAAUGGACAACAUGAUCAGUCCAGGUCUUCUGCAAUAUGCAACAAAAGAGAAUGUUGGGCAUUUCCUUAGCUCUGCUCUCAGUCUGUGAAAUGACAUGCACAAGUGACAUGGCUUAAGAUAUUUUGUUUUCUUUUAACUGGGGAGAGGACUUAGCAAAAUACUGUCUAAUGCACUGUAAUGUCCUGUCCCUGCUUUUGCACCAUGUCAAGCUACUCAAACUAUGGAUCAAGGAAACCCAGAUUCCAAUAGUAUUGUAUAGUUACUUGAAUCUGUGUGAUUACUGCUUACCUGUUUUAAUUUGUAUAGUUGGGCUUUGCUAAUUAUGGGGAUGUUGGUGGUAAAGAGCAAUGCAGAUCAUUGAAGCUUGAAAUACAGGAUAUGUUCUGAUAUCUCCACAUGAUUAACAGAUACAAUUCACAGACUUUUGAACACAUGUUCAUGGCCAAAAUGGGUAGAUUUGCUAUAAAUGUCCUUUCUUAUUAAAAAAAGUGAAAUUUUGAAGUAGAGAUUCUGCUCUCAGUUCUACCUCCUGGAAUUUUAAAAAGAAAUGAUUAUGUGGAACUACAGCCCUGAUCUGUACCAGUUUCCAAGAGCUAUCUACUAAUAUUGGAUUGAUUUGACCCCAAAUUCACCAUCCUCUAAUUUUUAAAGUAUACAGAGUUAUUUGGAGUGAAGUUUCAGAUUUUCAGGGAUAAUUCAGAAACACUUUUUAAAAAGCCAGAGUAGUCCUUUUCAUUGCUUUUUAGGAUGUAGCAUUGAUACAACAGGCAGCUUUGGAAUCCAUGUGCAUGGCGUUUACACCUUGUCUCUAUAUGUUAUACAUUUUUGUUACACUUCCUUGUACAGAACUGAAUGCACAGUGACUAUGUUCAUUUAAAUACACUGAUUGUACUUUGUGUUAAGUCAUUUGUUAUUGCUGUUUAAUAGGCAUUAAACAUGUGUAUGUACAAAAAUAACAUUUUUCCCUUGUAGCAGCAGAUGCUGGAAGCAGGCAGCAGUUGGCAAAGUGCUGGAAAAGAGAACAGUGUGUGCCACAUUGCCUGAUGUUAUAGGGAUAGCAGAGCACCUCAAUUGGCAAAAAUGAUAACAGGACCAGGGGUCUUAGUGUUCAUACAUUUUUGACAUGUCCAGACUUGAUAUCUUUAUUGCCCGAUAGCUAGUUUUUGAGCUUCUGCCCAUCUGGGGUGAACAACUUGUUCUUUCCCAUGGGAAAUUUUCUAGCAGUUGGUACUUUCCCCAACCAACCUUUACUAACCUAUAGAUAUAUAAUCACACGAAUACUCUUCAGUAGAGAUGGGGAUGAUGCGCCAAACUUGAUGACCCAUGAAUUGUCCCCACGUGGCCCGACAAACCACAAAUAAUUUGUCCAUUUGUUGGGUCAUCGU